Messenger RNA from Drosophila eugracilis, 6983 nucleotides. It is a transcript of the gene f, whose product is annotated as probable serine/threonine-protein kinase DDB_G0267686. Bases 817 to 6135 code for a protein of 1772 amino acids. The record is from RefSeq and is a predicted model, not a curated record. Gene Ontology annotation, biological process: actin filament bundle assembly. Lineage: Eukaryota; Metazoa; Arthropoda; Insecta; Diptera; Drosophilidae. Gene Ontology annotation, molecular function: actin filament binding. The transcript is spliced from 13 exons. Gene Ontology annotation, cellular component: cytoplasm.
GAACACACCUCGUAUUAAUCGUUAGCUGAACGGAUUAGUUAAAAUGGUAAAACCAGUGGGACUGUAAGUAGCCGAUGAUGAAGUGCAUCUGUCCGCACAGCGUUAUCUCUAAUGGGACAACUUGGCUGGAAAAAUUAGAGCUGGCCAUAAGCGAUGGAAAUUUAUGCGAGGAAAAGCCGAACAGAAGCCAAUGGUUUGGUUCAUAGAUCACCUGCGAUGUAGGGUAUUCAAAGUGGUAGACUGUGAUCUCAGCAACACACUCUCAUGUCUUUUCAUUUUAGGUUUCUUUCUCAGCCGGAGAAAGCCUCUCACCGGGGCCAUUUUCUUGGCUCUCUGGCUCUCUGUUUGAUUUGCCGGCUUUCGCUCUUUGGGAUAAUUUCGGGCUUCGUUGGUGCCGCUGCAGAUUUGCCCAAAUCAUUCCGUUGCCAACGUUGUAACUGGAAAACGUGUUUGCCGGAUCGUCGUUUGACGGCGUCGCGUCGCCUUCCUUUCGCAGUUUUCCAUCUGAUUUUCCAACGCGACUUGUGCAUUUUUUCCAAGUGAUAAAUAGCCCUUCCAUUAUCGGCAAUACAUAUAUAUACAUAUAUAUACAUCCUCUUUCCCAAUGUGCGUGCCAACUGGUGUUCUUUUGUUUAUUUUUUAAUGUUCAUUUGCUAUAAUUGGCAGCCGCCAAUCAUAAAAGUUAAUUAAAAAGUACGAAACAAGAUUAAUAUGUUGUGGCAAAGUUGAGGAAUAUUGCCAAGAGGAAUAUAGCGACGACAGCUCGAAACUUGAAUUUUUAAAUCAUUUUUUACGAAACCGGAACUCCAUGAGGCCAUGCGCGACCUUAAGCAGCGCCUCUUUGAUCUACUGCGCUCCGGCGGCAACAAUAACAGCAGCACCACCACCAACAACAACAGCAGCAGUAGCAACAGCAACACGAACAACAGCAGCAUAUCGCAUCACAACAAGGUGAAUAUUCAGCAAACACAUGUUCCCGCCCAAAAACCGAAGAAACUACACGAAUACACUGCCGCCGAUUGUAAUGCGGCAUUCCUGCGGAAAUACCAUGAUCUCAGCAUUAGCAGGGAUCGAGAAAUUGACAGAGCAAUGGGCAGGGACCGGGAGAGGGAGAGGGCAGGUCCUGGCCAAGCGCAAUCGCCCAAUGUGAUCUACUUCAAUGAGAACCUGUCGAUGGCCAGCAAGUACAACGUACGACCCUUUCCCCUCACCCGGUACCCCUCGUGCCCGCUGAGCAGCUUCGGGAACUCGCAGGGAACUGUACGCCAGGAUGGCAGCGCUGGCAGCAGUUUGGGCGAAGAGGAAGACACCGAAAGUGAACCGUAUCACUUUUGCUCCGACGAAGAUCACAGUAGUCAUACACAAACCAUAAAAUUGCGUCGGAAUCACCAUGGCCUGGAAAUGGAUCCAUCUGUUAACGAAGACGCCGACCUAGAGGAGGACCAGGCCGAAUCGCAGCUAGACUCGUUCUGCACCCUCUGCACCUCCACCUUUAGCUACAAUAAGUGUUGUCGCUUCUGCGAGAAUUCACUGUGCGGCUCCAAGUGCAAUUCCGAGCGGGGAUCGCAUGCCAGCCGUAUGAGCCGCAUCAGCCAGAUCAGCAGGAAUAUGGCCAGUGGCUAUCCGCCCGAUCCGGAGUUCGAUCCGCACCACAAUCAACUGCAGCAGCACAGAUUCGGAGGCAGUAUGCGAAUGCUGGCGAGUCAUCAGUCGGCGGCCAUUAGAACCAUAAACGAUUAUGCGCUGAACUCGAAUCUGCACAACAAACUGAACAAUCUGCACAGCAACAAGCUAAUCCAUAGCAAUCAGAACUAUAGUAGCAACAUCAAUCCGAGCAGAAUGCACGCCCACCAGCUGGAUUCGUACCUGGGCGGAGUGGGCGGUAUGAUUAAUCUGGGGAAUAUGGGCCAAAUGGGUCAGAUGCAUCAUCCGGGGAGCGUUUCCGGUAGCGAAAGACCCAACGGAGGUGCACUGGCCCUUCACUAUGCCGCCGCACGUGGCUGCCUCGACUGCGUCCAACUGUUGGUAGCCGCAUCCGUGGAUAUUUGCGCCAAUACGCAAAUGGACAACGAUGUCACACCCGUCUACUUGGCGGCGCAGGAGGGACACUUGGAGGUGCUCAAGUUUCUGGUGCUGGAGGCCGGCGGCUCUUUGUACGUCCGUGCACGCGAUGGCAUGGCACCGAUCCAUGCCGCUUCACAAAUGGGCUGCUUGGAUUGCCUCAAAUGGAUGGUCCAAGAUCAAGGCGUAGAUCCCAAUUUGCGGGAUGGAGAUGGAGCCACACCGCUGCACUUUGCCGCCUCGCGGGGUCAUCUGUCCGUAGUCCGUUGGCUGCUCAAUCAUGGAGCCAAGUUAUCUCUGGACAAGUAUGGCAAGUCGCCCAUCAACGAUGCUGCUGAAAAUCAACAAGUCGAGUGCCUGAAUGUCUUGGUUCAGCAUGGCACUUCGGUGGACUACAAUGGCAAGAGCAGCUCACAGCGGCACAAGUCGCAGCAGCAGCUGCACCAUCAGCAGCACCAUCAGCAACACCAGCAACAGCAACAACAGCAGCAGCAGCAACAUCUGAGCAGCAGCUGCAAUUCUAACUCGAAUUCGUCGAAGCAGACGAGUCGCAGCAAUACGAUUAAAUCCAAGUCAUCCUCGACUCUGAGCUCUGAUGUGGAGCCAUUCUACCUGCAUCCACCGGCUAUGGCAGGCGGAGCUGGAGGAUCAGCAAUGGGCCUGGGCAUAGGCAUUGGCAUGGGCAUGGGUCUGGGUAUCUCGAGGAAAAACAGCGAUGCCCUGUACUCCCAGCAAUCGAGAAGUUCAUCUGAGAAGUUAUACAAUGGCUCAUCCUCUUUGGGUGGCAAUCCUGGUGGAAAUAGUUCUUCGGCAGGCGGUGGCGGAGGAGGAGGUGGUGCCCUAUUGCCCAACGAUGGGUUGUAUGUAAAUCCCAUGAGGAAUGGAGGAAUGUAUAAUACACCUUCACCGAAUGGCAGCAUCUCCGGGGAGUCCUUCUUCCUGCACGAUCCACAGGAUAUUAUCUACAAUCGAGUAAGGGAUCUAUUCGUUGACUCCGAUUGCAGCAGCAGUGUGAAGCAGCACGGCAAGAGUCAUGCCCACGGCCAUGGCCACCAGCUGCUACAGUCGAAGGCUGGCAAUGCCAUGACAAUCCAGGCUGAUGUCCACUCCAGCUCAAGUGGAGCAGGCAGUGGCUCCGACGAGUCCGUGUCCAUCUCGUCCAGCUUCAACUCGCCGAAGCAGCAGCAACAGAUGCGCAGCCAGAGCUUCAAUCGCCACGGCAGCAGCAGCAACAUCAGCAACAUCAGUGCCGGCGGUAACAUUAAGAACAACAACUACAAGCCGCACAAAGGCAUCACGAGCAAUCAGAACGGAGGUGGGGAUCAUGACUACGAGGAUAUAUAUCUGGUGCGCGAAGAGUCGCGCAAGCAGCAUCAACAGCAGCAGCAGCAACACCAGUUGCAGCAGCAACAACAGCAACAGCUGCAGCAGCAUCAGGCCGUGCAACAGCAGCAGCAACACAAAUACAAUGUGGGACGCUCCCGAUCGAGGGACAGCGGCUCCCAUUCACGAUCGGCCAGUGCCAGUUCCACCAGGAGCACGGACAUUGUGCUCCAGUACAGCAAUCAUCAUUUGAACAACAAGCGCAACAUGAACAACAGCAGCAACAUGAACAACAGCAGUAGCAGCAUCACACUCACCAACAACAACAACCACAGCCUGCUGAAUCGCAAUAAGUCGCAUUCGAUUAUUGGAUUGCAUAGCAGCAAAUACGAGUCCUCGGUGAAGGACAACUACAGUUCGAAGAAUGUGAAUCUGAAGAAUCAGCUCCUGAACGGCGGCAUCAAGAGCGAUACCUACGAGAGCGUCUGUCCGCCCGAGGAUGUGGCCGAGCGGACCAAGCAAACGCACAAGAACUCCAUGAUCCGUAACAAUCUGACGGAUGCCUCGACCAACAACAACAAUAACAAUAACAACAUGAGCGGCAGCAUCAGCAACUUGAGCAACAUGAACGGCGGAAAUCAGAGCAGCAGGAAUCUCAAGCGGGUCUCCUCGGCUCCACCAAUGCAAAAUUUGGCAGUGGUUAAUGGACCUCCUCCUCCACCCUUGCCGCCACCACUGAGGGCUCCCGUUCAACAGCAACGCAACAAUUUGAACUCCGACCAGCCGAACAAUAUGAACGGCAGCAAUAGCAUCUACAAGAAGAAUGUCUUUGGGCCGAAUCAGGGUCCAAAUAAUGUCAAUGGGGGAGGCGGUGCAGCCCCUCCACCAGUUCCAGCUCCUAAUCCUGUGGCCACUGAAGCCGUCGAUUCGGAUUCGGGACUCGAGGUGGUCGAGGAGCCCAGUCUAAGGCCAUCAGAAUUGGUGCGCGGCAAUCACAAUCGCACUAUGUCCACCAUUUCGGCGAACAAGAAAGCCAAGCUCCUCAAUGCCAACAGCACAAAUGGAGUGAGUACGGUCAAUGCGGAGGAAUCACGAGGAUCGGGAGGAUCGGGGAAUGCUGCUAGUGUAGGCGGAUCGAAUGCCCAUUUCUAUGGCUAUUCAGAGGGACCCAAAGGUCAAAGGAGCAUUGCGAAUGGCAAUCCCAAUGGCAACUAUCCCAAUCAACAGCCACAUUAUCCGACUGGCCAACCGCAUCAGUAUACGCCCAGUCUGUAUGGUGGUGGCUCCUCGGCCGAGGAUCACUACGAACUCACCCAACAGCAGCAGCAGAUCUACGGGGAAACCGGGCAUUUGGCCGGCGGACAACGGACCGGCGGACCCAAUCUGGUCAACAAGCAGCUCGUGCUGCCGUUUGUACCGCCCAGUUUUCCCAAUAAAUCACAAGACGGCGUCACGCAUCUCAUCAAGCCGUCCGAGUAUCUCAAGAGCAUCAGCAUCGACAAGCGUUCGUGUCCAUCCUCCGCCCGCUCCACGGAUACGGAGGACUACAUGCAGAUACAGAUCGCCCAGCAGCAGCAGGUUCACCAUUCGCAGCUCCACUCGCAGCAUCCGCAGUCGCAUCAGCAUCCGCACCAUUCCCAUCCUCACCCACAUCCGCAUCAUCCUCAUCAGCUGCAUGGAAUGGGCGAGCAGCCGCCGUUGCCUCCACCACCGCCGCCGUUGCCCCACGGAAUGUUGCCACCACAACCACCGAUGGGUCCACCGAUGGGCGUGGCAGGCGGCCAGGAUGCCACCAUGUCUGGCAAAUCGCACAAGCCCAAGAAGCCGCAUGGAUCGGCGCCUAACAGCCAGGAUACGGCCACCAGGAAGCAGCACCAGCCACUCUCGGCCAUCUCUAUUCAGGAUCUGAACAGCGUCCAGCUCCGUCGCACAGAUACCCAGAAGGUGCCGAAGCCUUACCAGAUGCCCGCUCGCAGCCUGAGCAUGCAGUGCUUAACCACCAGCACGGAUACCUAUCUCAAGUCCGACCUGAUUGCCGAGCUGAAGAUCUCCAAGGAUAUACCGGGCAUCAAGAAGAUGAAGGUGGAACAGCAGAUGGCCAAUCGAAUGGACUCGGAGCACUAUAUGGAGAUUACCAAGCAGUUCUCGGGCAAUAACUAUGUGGACCAGAUCUACUUGCAGAUUCCGGAACGGGAUCAGGCCGGCAAUGCCAUACCCGACUGGAAGCGCCAGAUGAUGGCCAAGAAGGCGGCCGAGCGGGCCAAGAAGGACUUUGAGGAGCGUAUGGCCCAGGAAGCGGAAUCGCGCCGUCUCUCCCAGAUACCCCAAUGGAAACGGGAUCUAUUGGCCCGGCGCGAGGAAACGGAGAAUAAGCUGAAGGCGGCCAUCUACACGCCCAAGGUGGAGGAGAACAACCGGGUGGCGGACACUUGGCGUCUGAAGAACCGCGCCAUGUCCAUCGACAACAUAAACAUCAACCUGGCCGGCAUGGAGCAGCACUACCAGCAGAUUCAGUUCCAGCAGCAGCACCAGCAGCAGCAACUCCAGUUGGGCAACAAGGAGAAUCAUGGCGAUCUGAAGGGUGCUGAUCAGGACCAGGAGCAGGGCGGCGUUGGCGGUGGCGUCGGUGGAGUUCAGGAGCUUAACGAACCAUCGGAGGGCAGCCAGGGCCAUGCUGAGGAGGAGGAGGACAACAUCAUCCCGUGGCGUGCCCAGCUGCGCAAGACCAACAGUCGCCUUAGCCUGAUCUAAUAACUGAUAUAUCCAUAUAUCCAAAACCCAAAAACAACCCAUCCUAACACUCGACUCCUAAGCGGUGCAUUUUUUUUUUUGUUUUUUUGUUUGUCGACUAACUUAAAGAGCAUGUGCAAUUAUUAUAAAAUUAAAAUUGGGAACCCUAAUAUAUAAAAAACAAAAACUAAGCCUAAGUUGUAGCUACUUACAUUGUACUAUAUGCAUUAUCGUAUAACCUAUUAACCUAUUACUACACCUAAUUGUACUCGAGAUAUUUUUUGUGGCAAAAAGAAUGAAUAUUUGUUAUUCCUACUAGGGGGCAGUUCGGUAUCGCAAGGCGAACAACCGUAUAUAUCUAAUCUUAACUGCUGUCCUUGAGUUCUAUUUCGGUGUUGUAUUUUUUAUCACUUUUACUCUCGAUUAUUUUAUAUUAUUUUUUUUUUUAUCAUUGUGACUCGGCUUGAAUUUAUAAAGUAUGGCAUUAAUUUAAUUGACUCGGUUAAGCAUUUUUUUAUUGUUAUUUGUUUUUAUAUACGCGGCUCAAAAUAGAUUAUUAUUAAUUACAUAAAUACAUAUUACAUCUAUGAAUAAACAAGCGAACGAAUGAAUCAAUAAAUAAAUAUAUAUACAAUUUAAGCGCCGAUACUUACAUAAAAACCCUCCAGAAAUCACCUUACCAAAUUCCCAAACCAAUUAAAAAAAAUCAUUUUCCCAGUCAAUUUGGUUGGGAGUUCAGAUACCAGGCGAACAGAAACAGCAGCAAGCAGCUACUGUUUUCUGUGAGCUUUGUUUUUUUUCAAGAUGGCUACCUUUUUAAGAUGGUUGCCUUUGCAGCCCAAAACAUAAACAAGAGAUGAGCAACCACG